Adineta steineri is the source of this 1485-nucleotide messenger RNA. The record is from the annotation of a GenBank genome assembly. Lineage: Eukaryota; Metazoa; Rotifera; Eurotatoria; Adinetida; Adinetidae.
AUGGAAGCCGAUUCGUUACCGACUUCGCGACCAUUGAGUAUUGAAUCAGCCAACCUGACAGAUAUCAUUCCAUUGUAUGAUUCGAUUAGUUAUUACAAAGGAGCAGCAGUGAUUCGCAUGAUGUCCAUGAUUUUAGGUGCUCGAACCUUUCAAGAAGGCCUUCAGCUAUAUGUAACAGCGUUGAAUUUUAGUUCAGCAACAGAAAAGGACUUAUGGAAAUACUUGAACGAAGCGGCAAAUAAUACAAUUAACAUUGAACAAGUUAUGGAUGGAUGGACACGUCAAGCAGGCUAUCCAGUUCUGGAAAUUAAUCGAAUUUAUAGUGCAUCUGAUCGGGAAGGAGUCGGAAGUUAUAUGAUGAUUAGUCAAAAGCCUUUUAGCCUUCUUCCAGCGACGAAUAUCGAGCGAAAUCCAUGGUGGAUUCCAUUUAAAUACUUUGAUAGAACUUUCAAUCAAGUAAAUGAGAUUCUAUGGUUCAAUAAUACAUCAGCUACGUUGUCGAUUACUACAUCGAACUCAGAUUGGAUUCUAGCCAAUCCCGACUAUCUUGGUAUCUAUCGUACAAAGUAUGAUUCACAAAAUUUUCGUCUCAUUCUAAACCAACUUCAGAGCAACCAUACACAUAUUCCAACUGCUAGUCGAGCAGCGCUUAUCGAUGAUAUCUUUGCUUUGUCACGCGCUGCCUUGGCUAAUAUAACUGACGCAUACGAAUUGAUUAGAUAUUUAAAGAAUGAAACUGCAUUGGUCCCAUGGACAAUAGCGCUUGCUGCAAUGAAUCAACAAGAAUUAUUACUUGGUGAACACGAUAUUUUAGCUGAUGUACAACAAUACUUUCUAGAAUUGAUUCUUCCGGUCUACGAUCAAAUUGGAUGGAUUCCUGUUAAUCAAUCCACCGAAUGGCUUCGAGCUCUACUACAACCAAAUAUUUUAUCAACUGUCUGCCGUUAUGGUCACCAAAGUUGCAUUGAUGCAGCACGUAGUCUCUAUCAAAACUGGACUAUGAAUCCUACACUGAAUCCCAUUCCGGCUGACCUUCGCUUGACUGUUUACUGUACAGUUGCUCGAACAGGCUCACGAUCAGAAUUCUCUUUUUUGUGGACUCGUCUUCAAAACGAAUCCAUUAUGAGUGAAGCAUCGAAUCUACUUGAAGGACUUUCUUGCACACAAGAUCCUGCACUUAUUCUUUGGUUUCUAAAUAAACAUUUCGAGAAUGAGUCGAUCAUUCGUAAUCAAAACUUGAUAUCGUCCAUAUCAAAAGUCGCUCGUUCACCGCAAGCAAAUCAAAUAGUGUGGAACUGGAUUCGUGACAACUGGCCGAAACUUUUUUCUAAAUGGGGAAAAUCAGGAAGUGGUUUAAAAAGAAUUAUCGACGCAGUCUCCAGUCGUUUUGUCACCACUCGACAGCGUGAUGAAUUUAAAGCAUUUGCUGAUACGAUCAUUGACAAAGGUAAAAAAAAAUCAAUUUCUAUCAUAUUAUUUCUCUAA